CUUUGCUACUUCUCCAAAUGUAAACGGUUUUCGGAUUUUCCGAAUCAUGGAGAGCUUUUUUCAGAUCUUCUGAUUGUAGUUCUAUGAUGAAGAAGACAAGUCCAAUUUGAAUAUAUAUAUAUAUAUAUAGAGAGAGAGAGAGAGAGAGAGGAGGUGAGAAGACAUGUCGAAGCUGUGGACGAAGAUUGCAGGGUUGUUCCGCAAUCGAUCAUUGGCGGGAAUGGACAAAGCAGGGAAUCGAUACUUCACCAGAAAAGACGCAAUCGAUGGUUUCAUGAAAGAGAAAAGAUGGGUGGUAUUCAAAGGAGAGGAGGAUCCAACGUCCAUUCCAGUUGAAUGGAUAUGUUGGCUUAACGGGCAGCGGAAAAAAGCUCCAACACUAGAGGAAAUGAUGGAGCUGGAGGCGAGGCGUGAACGUGUUAAACUUAAUGUUGCUUUUCUCAAGAAGGAAGAAGAGGAAAGGAGAGCCAAAGAAGGAAGUAGUCACAUAGUCACCACCAGAACUGGCAAAGUUGGAGGACCAGACUUGAAAAGUUUCAUUCAGCAGUUUCCUGAUGCUUCAGAAGGUGACAGAGUUGGGGAGACAUCUGGUGCAAUGAAUGGAAUGAGGAACACCGACGAAUCAGAGAGAGACAAAAAGGUACAUCAACAACAGCCAGAAUCUUCAGAGCCAACCGGAUCUGGUCAGUCCUUCAGACCAGGAACAUGGCAACCGCCAACAUGAUUAUUAUCACAUUUUAAUGGGCUUCACUGGCAUUGGCCCUUGUAGGCUGCAGUGUUGUGCUCUUUGUUUUAAACUCCAAUCCAAUUGAUCGGAUUCAACUCGCCAAUGAUACUUGACAGUGUUACAUGAAUCUUAUGUUGUGCCACACAUACAAUUAUAUUCUUUUGUCACCAACGUUUUGAACACGGUGAUGUUGAGUUUUCUAGUAGAUACGCGAAAUUCUGCUUGGUAUGUCUUCUCAAGCAUACCAUUUCUAUGGUGAGAUGAUUUGUUUUUUUCCUUCUGGAAUUUGUACUUUACUAGAAGAUGAGGUUAUUGUAUAUUGAAUAUGUAAUUCAGCAGUUAUUUAAGUUUCUCUUUUUUAAUCAUAUUUUUGGAUCUUGGAAUUGGCGGGAGAUGGAAAAGGAAAGGAAAAAUAGAAACAAAAAAUGGUAUACUAGCAA
This is a messenger RNA of Camellia sinensis, 1167 nucleotides long. Its product is annotated as NADH:ubiquinone oxidoreductase, 17.2kDa subunit. Gene Ontology annotation, biological process: response to oxidative stress. NCBI's taxonomy places the organism in Eukaryota, Viridiplantae, Streptophyta, Magnoliopsida, Ericales, Theaceae. Gene Ontology annotation, cellular component: respiratory chain complex I; membrane. The record is from RefSeq and is a predicted model, not a curated record.